GCGUGGUUUCACCACGGGUGGAGGUCACUGUUGUCGGGCAGAACAAGGUCGACGGCGUACCUUUCAGUGUGUCUGGUCAGGUUUUAGACAUGGAUAUCAACAAGCCCAGAAGCGCUAACCAGACCUUACCUUCUUUGAAGUUGUCAAAUGGAUACAUCUUACCUGAGGGCAAAUUGACUCCUAAUGCCCUCUUUGUUGGCGGGAUCGACAUGAAGGUGGAUGAAAAUGAAAUCCGGGACUUCUUUGCAAGAUAUGGUACUGUUAAGGAAGUAAAGAUUAUCACAUACCGUGGAGGAAUCUGCAAAGGUUAUGGAUUUGUGUACUUCAGUGAAGAUGUCAACAUUCAGUCAAUCAUUGAGCAACAGAUCAGUUUUAAGGGACGGAAACUCAAGUUGGGCCCUGCCAUCAUGAAAGAAAGGGUCUCUCGGUCGAUGCCGUCGCGUCUGGUUGGCCCCGCUCCUUGGGUGAAUCCCACCCAGUACUUCUACUGUGCUUGCUGCUCACCCAUAGGAGGUGGGGUCCCACAACCUUCGCCCAUCAUAAACGGAGGCAACCCAUACAAUCAGCCAUACUCCUAUGCCAACUUUGGAGGGGUCAUGAUCCCGCAGAUGCCAGUGAAUUACGCGCAGAAUGCCUAUGCCUAUCAGUACACCCCACCUCCCUGGACGGCGGACCAGAGGACACGGCCUGUCAAUCAGAGUUUUGUGGACUGUGGAGUCCAGACCAUGCUGACUGUGCUGUAGUCCACAGCUACUGAGAACCAUGCCAGGCCUCAGGGAGUCAGAAUUUAGACAAGAUUACACCUUGAUUCUCUGGACAUCUGAAGUAACCCAACUCUUCAGGCUGUUUUCCAAAUGCCCUCGCCUCUCAUUCCGUGCCUCAAACGUUUGAGAGCCAUUUUAACACCAAACUGCAUGAUCUUUACACUUCAGCUAAUCUGAUCCCACAACUACAAUUUGUAGUGCUGACCUGCAGUCAGCUGCUUUUAACCCACAUGGAUCACAGUGACGGCACAGGAAGAGCAGAGCACCCUCACCAAACCAGCUGGCACAUGGGAUCACUUUUGGUUUUUUUGGUUUCUUUUUAAGUAUCCCAAACAUAGAACGGGACAACUUUUUUAAGCCCACUUUUUGUGCUUAUUUAUAUUUUAGUUUUAAUUUACUUUUGGAAUUAUUUUAAAUGUUUGGUUGGAGGGUUUUAUCCUGUGCUUGGGCUCUCUGUACAUAUGUAUAUAUUUGUAUAUUACUACAAUGUCUUGACCUCAAUCUUUUUCCAGCAUUGGCAUAUUUGUCUUCUAACUCAAGUUCCGGUCUAAUGCUCCUCAGAUUAAUAAUCUUCAUUAACUUGUUUACUAUAGCAUAAGAGCACUUGGUCAUUCCAUUAAUUUGAAGCGCACCACCCUCCUUUUUUUUCCUCUUUUUUUUUUUUGUUUAUUUAGAUUCAUGGGGUGUAGGUUGAGGCAGUAAACCAAUCUCAGUCGCCUCAUCAUUAUUACUUACUUCUCAUCUUCAUCAUUGGUCUAAUGUUUGUCCAGUGGUUCCAGGGUUCACACUCAAGGACAAUCACGGCAUAAUUUUUGUUUACAAUAACUCAACUAAUCAACUCAUACUUAAAAAAAUGAAGGACAUGAUUUAAAACAAUAUGCUGUAUUUCAUCUCUUUAAGACAAGGUUCACUGUUUGGGUUUAGUUUGUAUUUGUUUUGGGGUUUUAGUGCCGUUUACACAAAGUGUUACAGAUAUGGCAUAAUUGAGAAAUGUUUUUAGGCAUUUUUCCUCCAGCAAGUGCACUUAAAAUGUGUUUGAGGUUUAAUAGUAGAAGUAGCUUUGUGUGAUUGAAAAUGCACAUCGGUGUGUGGUGUACAUCACGGCUUUUCUUUGACCCAGUUCUGUGUAGUUUCAUAUGGAGAUUGACCUCUGAGGUCUUGUUGCUGUGCGCAGACAUGAUUGUGUUGUUUUGUUCAGAGAGCCUGGGCACAGCACUGUUAGGGUUGUUACUGUUGUUCGUGUUUUGCAGGGUUUGUUGAUAAAUAAAAGUUGAAAUGUGUUAUCAUUUGA
Neolamprologus brichardi is the source of this 2055-nucleotide messenger RNA. RefSeq names its product deleted in azoospermia-like (gene dazl). The record is from RefSeq and is a predicted model, not a curated record. Gene Ontology annotation, biological process: 3'-UTR-mediated mRNA stabilization; positive regulation of translational initiation. NCBI's taxonomy places the organism in Eukaryota, Metazoa, Chordata, Actinopteri, Cichliformes, Cichlidae. Gene Ontology annotation, cellular component: cytoplasm. Gene Ontology annotation, molecular function: mRNA 3'-UTR binding; translation activator activity.